CUGCUGUCAAAUGAGUAGCUGACAGACAAGCUGUUGUGGACCUGUGCUAGCUGAUAGUAUAGCAAAGUAACUUCAACAGUAUAGAAACUUUAAUAGUAAAGUAACUUUAACAGUAUAGUAACUGUGGUAGUAAAGUAACUUUAACAGUAUAGUAACUGAGGAGUAACUGUCCAGAAUGAAGAUACUCCAUGUUGUCUCAUGCUAUCUCCUCUUAGCUCUGUGUGUUGUGGAGACAGCUGUCAUUAAUGUGAAGGAGGUGGUGGGAGGACAAGUCAAAAUCAAAUGCUCUCACACAUGGGCAGGUGACAAUGAAAAAUAUUUCUGCAAAAGAGAAUGCUACCAUAGAGAUCGUCUUGUUCAAACUGAGGGCAACAAGCAUUAUGUUGAGAAAGAGAGAUACACCAUAGAAGACUUAAGGAAUGGAGUCUUCUAUGUGACCAUCAAAGACCUUAGGAAGUCAGACUCAGGGACCUACUGGUGUGGAGUGGGGAGAUAUGGCCCAGACACAUACCAAGAGGUGCAUCUCACAGUUACAGAUGCUCCUCCUAAACCAUCAACUGUCACCUCCAGACCUCAUUUCUCCACAAACCUCCCAGCAACAUUAUCUAACAUCUAUACAACCCUUCCAAACCUCUCUGCAACAUUAUCUAACAUCUCUACAAUGCUUCUGGCAUCUGUCAAUGGUCCUCCUUCAUCUAGAGCAGGGGCUAUGUCUGUCAUGGUGAUGAUGGUGAAGAUUGGGGUCUCUCAGAGGCCAAGAGGAAGUGAUGCAACUAUUUGA
Salmo salar (Atlantic salmon) is the source of this 781-nucleotide messenger RNA. Lineage: Eukaryota; Metazoa; Chordata; Actinopteri; Salmoniformes; Salmonidae. The record is from RefSeq and is a predicted model, not a curated record.